AUGCCUCCCAUCCGCAGCGCGCGAACACGCAAGGCUCCUCCAGAUGGCUUCGACGAUAUCGAAGAUACCCUCCUUGAAUUCAGCAAUAAGAUGAAAGAUGCAGAGAACGCCUCUCAUGAAGGCAAGAAGAGACACGAAGUAUUAUGGCCUAUUUUCCAAAUCAGUCACCAACGGUCAAGAUACAUAUAUGACUUAUACUACGAGAAAGAAGCUAUAUCGAAAAAGCUUUAUGACUGGCUUUUAAAAAACGGAUACGCGGAUGCAAACCUGAUAGCUAAAUGGAAGAAACAAGGGUAUGAAAAGCUAUGUUGUUUACGAUGCAUUCAGACCAAGGAGACGAACUUCAACGCUACCUGUAUAUGUCGUGUGCCUAAAGCGCAGCUGAAAGAGGAUCAAGGCAUACAGUGCGUGAGCUGUGGGUGUCGCGGGUGCAGUAGUAGCGAUUAA
Messenger RNA from Microsporum canis CBS 113480, 447 nucleotides. Its product is annotated as cell cycle control protein cwf14. Bases 1 to 447 code for a protein of 148 amino acids. The record is from RefSeq and is a predicted model, not a curated record. The transcript is spliced from 3 exons. NCBI's taxonomy places the organism in Eukaryota, Fungi, Ascomycota, Eurotiomycetes, Onygenales, Arthrodermataceae. Gene Ontology annotation, cellular component: nucleus; spliceosomal complex. Gene Ontology annotation, biological process: mRNA splicing, via spliceosome.